This is a messenger RNA of Peromyscus eremicus (cactus mouse), 632 nucleotides long. Its product is annotated as proteasome subunit beta type-3-like. The transcript has a single exon. Gene Ontology annotation, biological process: proteasome-mediated ubiquitin-dependent protein catabolic process. Bases 1 to 618 code for a protein of 205 amino acids. The record is from RefSeq and is a predicted model, not a curated record. NCBI's taxonomy places the organism in Eukaryota, Metazoa, Chordata, Mammalia, Rodentia, Cricetidae. Gene Ontology annotation, cellular component: proteasome core complex, beta-subunit complex; proteasome core complex.
AUGUCUAAUAUGUCCUAUAACGGAGAGGCCGUCAUGGCCAUGAAGGCAAAGAACUGUGUGGCCAUUGCUGUGGACAGACGUUUCAGAAUCCAGGCCCAGAUGGUGAUCACGGACUUCCAGAAGAUCUUUCCCAUGGGUGACAGGCUCUACAUAGGCUUGGCCGGGCUGGCUACCAACGUCCAAACAGUUGCACAGCGCCUCAAGUUCCGGCUGAACCUGUAUGAGCUGAAGGAAGGUCGACAGAUCAAGCCUUACACCCUCAUAAGCAUGGUGGCCAACCUCUUGUAUGAGAAACGGUUUGGUCCCUACUAUACAGAGCCUGUCAUUGCUGGGUUGGACCUGAAGACCUUUAAGCCCUUCAUUUGCUCUCUAGACCUUAUUGGCUGCCCCAUGGUGACUGAUGACUUUGUAGUCAGUGGUACCUACUUCGAGCAAAUGUAUGGCAUGUGCGAGUCUCUCUGGGAGUCCAACAUGGAUCCAGAACACCUGUUUGAGACCAUUUCCCAAGCCAUGCUGAAUGCCGUGGACCGGGAUGCCGCAUCGGGCAUGGGCGUCAUUGUUCACAUCAUUGAAAAGGACAAGAUCACCACCAGAACACUGAAGGCCCAGAUGGACUGACCCCAUGCUCUGGU